This is a messenger RNA of Ricinus communis (castor bean), 2434 nucleotides long. Its product is annotated as mitochondrial Rho GTPase 1. Gene Ontology annotation, biological process: mitochondrion organization; small GTPase-mediated signal transduction. Gene Ontology annotation, molecular function: GTP binding; GTPase activity; calcium ion binding. Bases 220 to 2178 code for a protein of 652 amino acids. Gene Ontology annotation, cellular component: mitochondrial outer membrane. NCBI's taxonomy places the organism in Eukaryota, Viridiplantae, Streptophyta, Magnoliopsida, Malpighiales, Euphorbiaceae. The record is from RefSeq and is a predicted model, not a curated record. The transcript is spliced from 15 exons.
GGAAAAACCUUGUUGAGUUGUACUAGGCAAUUUUAACUUCAUCGUGAACCUUCAUAGCCUCUUGCACUAAUUUACUUCUUCUUCUUCAAGCCUCCAUUAACGAUAAUAUUAGCCACCGCAAAACCCCUUCAUACUCUAGGGUUUCUGGUGGCUAACUAAUUUUAUUCCUUAUCAGAAUCUUACUAUUUUUCAAGUGUUGCUUUAAAUUAAUUUCUAAAAAUGACGAAAGCUGCCAGUGCAAGUGCUAAUCCAGGAGGUCGAAGUGGGGUCCGUAUUGUGGUAGCUGGUGACCGUGGUACUGGUAAGUCAAGCUUGAUAGUUACUGCUGCCGUCGAUACUUUUCCGGCCAAUGUUCCUCCCGUUCUGCCCCCUACACGGUUGCCUGAGGAUUUUUACCCCGACCGUAUUCCUGUUACUAUCAUCGAUACUUCCUCCAGAGUGGAAGAUUCUGGUAAAGUAGCUGAAGAAUUGAAGCGAGCUGAUGCAGUUGUUCUAACCUAUGCCUGUGAUAGGCCAGAGACUCUUGAUCGAUUGAGUACUUUCUGGCUUCCAGAGCUUCGUCGACUAGAGGUGAAGGUGCCAGUCAUAGUGGUUGGCUGCAAGCUGGACUUAAGGGAUGAGAACCAGCAGGUGAGCUUGGAGAUAGUGAUGUCACCAAUAAUGCAACAGUUUCGGGAGAUUGAGACUUGCAUUGAAUGUUCAGCAUAUAAACAUAUUCAGAUUCCAGAGGUUUUCUACUAUGCACAAAAGGCAGUGCUUCAUCCAACUGGUCCACUGUUUGACCAGGAAUCACAAACAUUAAAGCCCAGAUGUGUGAGAGCCUUGAAGCGUAUAUUUAUUCUUUGUGAUCAGGACAGAGACGGCGCCCUCAGUGAUGCAGAGUUAAAUGACUUUCAGGUCAAAUGUUUCAACGCUCCAUUACAGCCUUCUGAAAUAGUGGGUGUUAAGAGAGUUGUGGAAGAAAAGUUACCUGGUGGAGGAGCUACUGAUAGAGGAGUCAGCGAACGUGGUCUUACCCUGACAGGAUUCCUGUUUCUUCAUGCAUUGUUCAUAGAAAAAGGACGUCUCGAGACAACUUGGACCGUCCUAAGGAAAUUUGGAUACAAUGAUGAUAUCAAACUUGCUGAUGAGCUAAUACCUACAUUCAAACGAGCUCCCGAUCAGAGUGUAGAGCUCACAGGUGAAACUAUCGAAUUCUUGAGGGGAAUAUACGAAUUGUUCGACAGUGAUUAUGAUAAUAAUCUGCGACCUGCAGAACUUGAGGAUAUUUUUUCUACUGCACCAGAAAGCCCUUGGGAUGACGCUCCAUAUAAGGACGCUGCAGAAAAAACUGCAUUGGGUGGGCUGUCAGUCAAUGCAUUUUUAUCAGAGUGGGCCCUAAUGACACUUCUAGAUCCAUCUCGUGCUAUGGAGAAUCUGAUCUACAUUGGAUAUCCUGGUGAUACUUCUGCUGCUGUCCGUAUAACAAGAAGACGGCGUCUGGAUCGCAAGAAGCAACAAUCUGAAAGAAAUGUUUUCCAGUGUUUUGUCUUUGGACCUAAAAAUGCUGGGAAAUCAUCAUUAUUGAAUUCUUUCAUUGGAAGGCCAUUUUCUGAAGCUCCUUCUUCAACUACUGAGGAUUCUUAUGCAGUGAAUGUUGUUGAUCUACCCGGGGGAAUUAAGAAAACCCUGGUUUUGAGAGAAAUUCCUGAGAAUGGAGUUAAGAAGCUGCUUUCCAAUAAAGAGUCUUUGGCAUCAUGUGACAUAGCGAUCUUUGUUCAUGACAGCUCUGAUGAGUCCUCCUGGAGGAGAGCAACUGAAUUGCUUGUGGAAGUAGCUAGUCAUGGUGAGGAUACUGGCUUUGAGGUGCCUUGCCUAAUAAUUGCAGCUAAAGAUGAUCUAAAUUCAUUUCCCAUGGCAAUACAGGAAUCUACAAGGGUUACUCAGGAUAUGGGAAUAGAGGCUCCUAUUCCCAUCAGUUCUAAGAUGGGUGAUACCAACAAUGUCUUCCGUAGGAUUGUUAAUGCUGCAGAACACCCUCAUUUGAGCAUUCCUGAAACAGAAGCAGGGAGAAGUCGCAAACAAUACCAUCGGCUUAUCAAUCGCUCUCUUAUGUUUGUUUCAGUUGGAGCUGCAGUGGCCAUAGUUGGGCUGGCAGCUUACAGAGUCUAUGCCGCAAGGAAAAGUACAUCUGGAUGAAGGCUAAAGGUUUACCUCAUUUUGGAUUUCUCAUAUGGCGUCGGGUGGUGGUUGCCAGUUGAGGGGUCCUGGUUGUAGAAAAAUAUGCAUUUUAUCCUGAUGCUUGUUAUUAGUUUUUGACAUUUUCAACUCUUUUUCUUCAUCAGGAAUUAAACAGUUUGGGUGGGAGAGUCUCACCAGUUGAAUGUUUACAUAUGUACCAUGAUAUUAGUUAUUGUGCAGGGCUUGUGCAAUAAUAAAAAAAUUUUGCCUACUA